AAAAGAUAAACAAGAGAUCUUCAGGGCCAGGACCAAGCCAAGCUUUAAGGGCUCGAUAAACUCUUCAGACCUCCAGCUGGCCAUGUGAUGAAUUCAAGUAUUGUGCCCAGUGGUACAACAGCCAUUGGAGAACUGUGUUUUGAGCACAUUCACUCCAUACCUGGAAAGAUGGUGUCCCAGUCCACAGGCCAGGGAGACUAUCCUGUGGACCCCUGUGAAGGGACCAGCUGUGCCUUUCAGGACACUGAUGGCUUGCCCAGCCUCCUGAACACUGACCAACCUGCUUGCCAAUUAGAUGUGAGGCUCCUAAGACACAAAGCUUCCUGGAUCAACCCACAGUAUGUGCAGCAGCCGCUCCAAGAGUUAUGCCCUCAAAGACCAACAGCCCAGAACAAUGAGAAUCAUGUGGUGGUGGACAUGCCCUCUCCCUUGGGCCUUUCAAUAUUGUCCUACAGGGACUCCCUGGCUGAGAUACCAUGGUUUGAUACCAACUCUGCUCAUUGCUCUGGGGGAAAGAAGGAUGACUUCUUCCUGGCUACAGAAGAGCAAGAGGUUCAUCCUCAGCAGGAAUCUCUGCUCAAAAAACCCAAGACUACGGCCACUUCCCCAUCCCCUAAGGAGGACAGUUCUGAGUCGCCUCAUUUGACAGCUUCUACAGAUGACGGUGAUGCUUGGAGCAGCAGCAGAAGCCAUUCUUGGAAUUUCUUCCCACUAGAGAUGUUCAUGUUGCCUGCUGACGUGGAAAAGGAAAAUCUCCACUUUUAUGCUGCAGACAUGAUCAUCUCAGUAAUGGAGAAUAUGAAGUGCAACCUCACGAGUCAACAGCAGCCAGAGAGUUGGGACACAGAAGAGGCCAGCAGGUUGCGUAGGACUGGGGCCAAAGUGACCUUUUAUACCCAUGCAAAGCAGGAGCUGGGCUCCUCUGCUUCUUCACACGCUGGCUGUGAAGGUUGUGCUGCUCUCCAGGUCAGCCCAGUGGGUGAAACACUUUUUUACUGUCCUGUGGCAGGAGAGGCUUGCAAACAUGAUUUGAGCAAAUUGGUCAUGUUAGAACUUGGGAAAUCUAAUGAUAUCAUGGAAGGCUGCAGAUGCUCCUAUAACUCUUUAAAGAGUGCAACGUGCAAGUCAAACCUCAGUCCUGCUGGGCUCUUAGCCAGAGAGUUGUUCCGAGGGUUCUGUAAGUACUGGAUGCUGUCAGAAGUCAAUUGUCAGCUGCCAGGCUCCCCAACAGUGGCUAGCUCAGGAGUUGGGGAUGAAGAACAUGCUGAAGAAGACUUUGACUCCAGUGUGGAUGCAGCACAGGAAGUCAUGCUUAAGCCAAGGGUCCCAGGGACUGAGGACUGGGUGCCCCCUAGAUGCCAAGUCAUACUUACCGUUCACCCGCCAAUCAAGAGGGACACAGCAGUAGUGGCCCAGAACUUCUUCUGUGCUGGAUGUGGGACUCCAAUACAGCCCAAGUUUGUGAAGCGGCUCCGAUACUGUGAGUAUCUCGGGAAGUACUUCUGUGACAGCUGCCACUCAUCUGCAGAGUCCUGUAUUCCUGCUCGGAUCCUGAUGAUGUGGGACUUCAGGAAGUACCAAGUCAGCGAUUUCUCUAAAUGGCUACUGGACAGCAUAUGGCAUCAGCCUGUCUUCAACCUGUUAGGCGGGCAUCACAGCCUCUAUGCAAAAGCUAAGGAACUGGAUAGGGUGAAGGACAUCCAGGAGCAACUUUUUCAUAUCAAGAAGCUGUUGAAGACUUGCAGGUUUGCUGACAGUGUGCUGAAGGAGUUUGAGCAGGUUCCCAGCCACUUGACUGAUGAGUGCCACAUAUUCUCCAUGGAUGACUUCCUCAGGACCAAGAAAGGACUGUUGGCACCUUUGCUCAAGGACAUCCUGAGAGCUUCUCUUGCCCACGUGGACAGCUGUGAGCUGUGCCAGGGGAAGGGCUUUAUUUGUGAGUUUUGCCAGAGCACAACUGUCAUCUUCCCAUUUCAGACCAUGACGUGUAGAAGAUGUGCAGGGUGCAGGGCCUGCUUUCACAAACAGUGUUUCCAGUCUUCAAGAUGCCCCCGCUGUGCCAGGAUCACAGCCCGGAGACAACAUCUGGAGAGCUUGCCCGCUGCAGAGACAUAAUGGCCCAAAGUUGUUCCAGACACCUCAUGAGGUUACCAAAUUGUGUCUGCUGCUGGUAACAUUG
This is a messenger RNA of Arvicanthis niloticus (Nile rat), 2179 nucleotides long. The record is from RefSeq and is a predicted model, not a curated record. NCBI's taxonomy places the organism in Eukaryota, Metazoa, Chordata, Mammalia, Rodentia, Muridae.